UCUCGAUCCUCACCAACAUCCGAGAUGGUCGUCGUCUUCGCCGACUCGUACUCCUCUGCCGACCUCGACGAUGAGUUUAUGCCCCUGCGCAAGCGUCGUCGCCUAUGCAAGCGGAAUUCGCGAUGCACCGUCGCCGAUCAUGAGCAGCUCACGACGAGCGAUGUCCUCCCGACCUGGAGGCCCACAUUCAUGCGCGAGUUCCCCGGCGCGGAUGUGGUGCUGCGCGUGAAGGACACGUACUUCAAGGUGCAUAAGGAGCGGCUCGCGCGUGCCACCGUCUUCGCCGACAUGUUUGAGUUCCCGCAACCGGUCGACGCGGAGCGAGUGGAUGGCUGUCCCUUGGUACCGGUCUUCGGAGAUGAGGUGGAGGAUUGGGAUGCCACCCUGCUGUGGCUAUACGAGAAAGAAGGUGUGGCGUAUGGCCGCGCGCAACAUUGGCCAGUCCUUAAAGGAGCCCUGCGCAUAAGCACCAAAUAUGCGAUCGCGGACCUCAGAGAGGCAGUUGUGACCUCUCUGCGCACGAUAUGGCCGGAGACGAUAUUUGACAUGGAUCUCAACUGCCUCCCAAACGCCGCAGAAGCCAUCACCCUCGCCCGCGAAUGCAAUGUCCCCGAGAUCCUCCCCUCCGCCUUCUACGCCCUCUCCGUCCAGCGCUGGAGCACCGGCGCCGACGGCUGGACCAACCACCUCGCCAUCUCUCCCUCAGACCUCCGCCGGCUCAUCGCGGGGCGCGAGGCCGUCCAAGAAUUCCUCGCGAACAUACUGGUCAACCCGCUCUACGACCCCGACGUCGACCUGUGUGCCGACGUUGAUGCCGCCAGCCCGGCUGUGUCCACACAGGGACGAACGCAGGGCACUACCACACAAGGUCUUCGCCCCUGCCCCGCCUGCGCGUCCCGCAUCGCUGCCUACUGGCGCGCUAAGCUCGCGCCGGACGCGACGACGCCGUGGACCUUCUGGAUCAGCCGCGAGAUGAAGAUGAUGCUGGACGACCAUGUGUUUAGAGACAGCCUCUGCGACGAUGCCUGCUUCGAUGUGCACGAUUCGCUCCUCUGGGCACGCAUGCGGAGGCUGAAUGAGUCGGUGCCGAGGUUCUUCUUGCUCGAAUGAAGUCGCGGCAUUCCUCUUGGCUCGAAUGGGUUCGUUGAUUCAUAGCCCCUCCUUAAACUGCGCUUCCCGUAUCCGUAUGCGUUCUUUCUGGUGGAUUCGCUCUCUAUGUACUUGCUAUCGUAUCCUCAUCUAGUUUUGUCAUGUCGGCCUAAUAGUUGCCUGUCCUCGUAUGUGUCAUUACGCAUGUCCCUGUCGCUACCUACUCUGCAUCGUUCAAGUCCUGGCCAAAUCUGCAUCGUCUGGACAGAA
Molecule: messenger RNA, 1359 nt
Organism: Schizophyllum commune H4-8
Lineage: Eukaryota; Fungi; Basidiomycota; Agaricomycetes; Agaricales; Schizophyllaceae
Exons: 3
Coding region: 25-1110 (361 amino acids)
Source: RefSeq, a predicted model, not a curated record